UCCGACUCAUAGGACAUUACAGCCUGGGAAUGGGAAGUUGUAAGGCAACAGAACGAGGCUGUCUUCAAAAUGGCUUCCAAGGAUUUUGAUGAGUGGCUUUGCGAUAAAAUUAAAUUUUUGCAGCUAGAUGAAGACAUAUUCCUUGAUUACUUAAAAGGAGUUUUAGAAGAAGAUGUCUCUGCAGAAGAAAAGGAGGAAACGAUAUCAAAUAUUCUACAGGGGGCAACGGAGGAACCGAUAACUGAUAUAUGUAAAGAAAUGGUCAAUAAAUGGAAUGAAACUUCUGGAAACAAAGUAGAGCAAAGUCCUUCACAAACUAAUAAUGUCGCAAGUAAGGCCGAGGAAAAACUUCUAGAUAUAAUACAUAAACAACAAGAAACCUUAGCAAUGACAAAACCAACCGAUAGGACAGAAGAUGACAUCAAAAGGAGGUUGCUAGAACAGUAUUCACAUGUUUCUGAUGGCGAAGAAAGUGAUGAUGACAAGAAGACGUGUGCCAAGAAAUCGGACGAAUCACAAAGUCAGCUAUCUAUGUUCGAGAACAUUAAUGCAAAAACAGUGGUUGAAAAUCAAAAACAGCAACGAGAAACGCAGAAAAAGGCUGCUGAGGAGAAGAAAGAAAAAGACAAAGCGAACAGAGAGGCGGAGAAACUGAAAAAGCAGGAAAGACAAGACAAAGAAAAGAAACGAACACAGAAAGGCGAACGGAAAAGAUAGAAUUUACAUGAUGUGUAAUUGUUGAUUAAAACCCCGUUUACACUGUCCCGUUCAAAAACGGAACCGUGACGGUACAAGUUUCGUUCGCUUUCGUACCAGGAUCAAAACUAUUCCGGAUAGCAGAGCAAAAAUGUCUCGGUUCCAGAGUGCUAGUGUAAACGAAAGGGCGAACCGCGACGGUCGCAGUUCUAAACUUGCACGGAACAGGGUAAAUGGGCUAAUACGUUUGCCAGAGCUUGUAUCAAAAUCUAUCGCUUAUUUAAACGCUUUCAGUUUACUAUCGUUUUGUAAUCUGCUUGCUUGGCUUCUCUGAAAUCUUUUCAGCCUAAGUUGUAUUACUGAUCUAUAAAAAAGACUGGGUCGAGCUUCUAAUGUGACACGUGUGUCGCCAUUCGAAAAGAAUGCCUACAACGACUCAGCCUUCAGUCCUUCACUAUCACUCUUAAAAACGUUUUCAUCUGAAUAGCCCUUUUUCCUUUUCCUUUCUUGAAUAUACAGGAUGGAUUACAGCUCUCGCCUAUCCAUGAGCAUGGUUUUGCGGAAUGGCUUCCCACUUCUGUUUGGGACCCUUUUUCCUUUGAAAUCGAACGGGCUUCAAACUUUGGUGUUUCAAGACAAUUGGUAGCUCAAUCCAAUCUUUUUUAUAGAGCUAUGAUUUGAGCUGUCAUUUCUCCAGCUGCCAAUGAAUUGAUAUAGAAGUUUCAGGAACGCAUGCACGAUUUCUUAUGAUUGCUUAGUUCUGCUGAUCUUAUAAAUACACCACAAACAAUUUCAUCAUUUGAAAUUGCUUCUGUGGUUGAGUCUUGUAUUUAUCUACGAGUCAAUCUCAUUUUUACUGAAUCAUCCUUGAGGUAUAUUCGCUGCUGCUUGAGUAGUUUCA
Messenger RNA from Rhopilema esculentum, 1597 nucleotides. RefSeq names its product coiled-coil domain-containing protein 43. The record is from RefSeq and is a predicted model, not a curated record. NCBI's taxonomy places the organism in Eukaryota, Metazoa, Cnidaria, Scyphozoa, Rhizostomeae, Rhizostomatidae.